Molecule: messenger RNA, 652 nt
Organism: Nicotiana tabacum (common tobacco)
Lineage: Eukaryota; Viridiplantae; Streptophyta; Magnoliopsida; Solanales; Solanaceae
Biological process (GO): embryo development ending in seed dormancy
Source: RefSeq, a predicted model, not a curated record
AUUUUAAAGGAAGACAGUAACCAGCUUCUAUAUGGUUAACCCUCUAUUUAUACCUUUGCAGAGGCAGAGCCAAUAUUGCAUCAAUUGUCCGAUAUAAUAUCCGAGAAAUCAGAAUUAGUUCAUAUACUGAAGUUAAAGCAAAAAAAGGAGACAUUAGAAGAAAAUGCAGUCUGCAAAAGUGACAGCCGCAAAUGUUGCAGCUUCUGCUCAGGCAGGGCUGGAGAAAACAAAAGCCGCGGCACAAGAAACUGUAGAGAAACUAACAAGUGAUCGAGCAGCGAAGAAAGAGACUGAAGAAACUAAGCAACAGACAGUUAAAGAGCAACACCCUGAUGCAGCAAACCAGCAAGCAACUGAAGUCAAGAGCAACCCAGCUGCUGUGGCUGACGCUCAAACCCAGACUAUACAGGCCAAAACUACACAGUAAUUUGCUAAAGCGCAAAUGAGCUGGGAUUUGAGGCUCAAAACUAUUACAGAGGGGAAAACUACAGAGUAAAUAUAUACUGAAUAAGGGGAUCAAGCUUGUGCGUCUAUAGAAUUCCCCUCUUUUGUUUUGGGUAUGUUGUGUGUUUGAGAGUGGUAUGAGGGUGUAAUAUUGUAUUGUAAGUCGUGCGCAUAGUACUGGAAUGAAAUAAAGAUUGUUUUUUUAUAA